This is a messenger RNA of Molossus molossus (Pallas's mastiff bat), 1384 nucleotides long. It is a transcript of the gene NME7, whose product is annotated as NME/NM23 family member 7. Gene Ontology annotation, biological process: GTP biosynthetic process; UTP biosynthetic process; CTP biosynthetic process. Bases 62 to 1192 code for a protein of 376 amino acids. Gene Ontology annotation, molecular function: nucleoside diphosphate kinase activity; ATP binding. The record is from RefSeq and is a predicted model, not a curated record. Gene Ontology annotation, cellular component: centrosome. The transcript is spliced from 12 exons. NCBI's taxonomy places the organism in Eukaryota, Metazoa, Chordata, Mammalia, Chiroptera, Molossidae.
GUGCUGGCGUCUUCCUGUGGCGGUAACAACACGUAUUUCCUCGGGCUGAGCUCCUGAGACGAUGAAUCACAGUGAAAGAUACGUUUUCAUUGCGGAGUGGUACGAUCCCAACGCUUCCCUCUAUCGGCGUUACGAGCUUUUGUAUUACCCAGCGGACGGGUCUGUGGAGAUGCAUGAUGUAAAGAAUCACCGUACCUUUCUGAAGCGGACCAAAUAUGACGACCUCCACUUGGAAGACUUAUUCAUAGGCAACAAAGUGAACAUCUUUUCCCGACAAUUGGUGCUGCUUGAUUAUGGGGACCAGUACACAGCUCGCCAGUUGGGCAGUAGGAAAGAAAAGACAUUGGCCCUGAUUAAACCAGAUGCAAUUUCAAAAGCUGGAGAAAUAAUUGAAAUAAUAAACAAAGCUGGAUUUACUAUCACCAAACUCAAAAUGAUGAUGCUCUCAAGGAAGGAAGCAACAGAUUUUUAUAUAGACCAUCAUUCAAAGCCUUUUUUAAAUGAGCUGAUCCAGUUCAUUACAAAUGGCCCUGUUAUUGCCAUGGAGAUUUUAAGAGAUGAUGCCAUAUGCGAAUGGAAGAGACUUCUCGGCCCUGCCAACUCCGGGGUGGCCCGCGCAGACGCGCCCGGAAGCAUCCGAGCCCUCUUUGGAACCGACGGCCUCAGAAAUGCAGCUCACGGCCCCGAUUCCUUCGCGUGUGCUGCCCGAGAAAUGGAGUUAUUCUUCCCUUCGAGCGGAGUUUGUGGGCCAGCCAACACCGCCAAGUUCACCUGCUGCACCUGCUGCGUCAUCAAGCCCCACGCCGUCAGUGAAGGACUGCUGGGAAGGAUUCUGACGACCAUCCGAGAUGCAGGUUUUGACGUCUCAGCUAUGCAGAUGUUCAACAUGGAUCGAGUUAAUGUCGAAGAGUUUUAUGAAGUCUAUAAAGGAGUAGUGUCUGAGUAUAAUGAGAUGGUGGCCGAAAUGUAUUCUGGCCCUUGCGUGGCAUUGGAGAUUCAACAGACGAACCCUGCGAAGACAUUUCGAGAAUUCUGUGGGCCUGCUGAUCCUGAAAUUGCACGGCAUUUGCGUCCUGGGACCCUCAGAGCGACCUUCGGUAAAACGAAGAUUCAGAACGCGGUUCACUGUACCGAUCUCCCAGAGGACGGGCUGUUGGAGGUGCAGUAUUUCUUCAAGAUCCUGGAUAAUUAGCCGUGCGGGAAAUAAAGAAGCCACAGAAUGGGGCCCUCGGAGGACAGCGAACCACGCACGCAAGGAACGUGUUCAUUCUUUUAUUGUCCACGGUUUGAACCUGACCGAGCACAAGAUCAACAAGAGCACUGUCGUCCCGGUGCCAGUACACACGAGGGCAUGGGGCCGCGCUGCAGGCGACACGAAACGCCA